This is a messenger RNA of Fukomys damarensis (Damara mole-rat), 3564 nucleotides long. It is a transcript of the gene Slc7a9, whose product is annotated as solute carrier family 7 member 9. NCBI's taxonomy places the organism in Eukaryota, Metazoa, Chordata, Mammalia, Rodentia, Bathyergidae. The transcript is spliced from 13 exons. Gene Ontology annotation, molecular function: L-amino acid transmembrane transporter activity. The record is from RefSeq and is a predicted model, not a curated record. The coding region runs from base 163 to 1629 and encodes 488 amino acids. Gene Ontology annotation, biological process: amino acid transmembrane transport. Gene Ontology annotation, cellular component: membrane.
AAUAAUUACCUUUGCGACCUCUGUACCUUCUGGCUUCCUUCACUCUUAGGCACAAGAUAUGGCCCUUCCUGGGUUGGUUCACAUUCACCAGCAGGCAGCUGGGUUAGCAGCUCCUCUCUACAAGGUCAAGGAGAAAGUCUCCUGGAACUGGCAGGAGGAAAGAUGGGGGAGGAGACGAGCCUGAGGAAACGCAAGGAGGAUGAGAGGUCGUUGCAGAGUAACAAACCCCAAACCACAGAUCUCCAGAAAGAGGUGGGCCUGUUCAGUGGCAUCUGCAUCAUCGUGGGAACCAUCAUUGGCUCCGGGAUCUUCAUUUCCCCCAAGUCUGUGCUCAGCAACACAGGAACUGUGGGGCCCUGUCUCAUCAUAUGGGCAGCCUGCGGGGUCCUCGCCACACUGGGUGCUCUGUGCUUUGCAGAGCUUGGCACAAUGAUCACCAAGUCGGGUGGCGAGUACCCGUACCUGAUGGAGGCCUUUGGGCCCAUCCCUGCCUACCUCUUCUCCUGGACCAGCAUGAUGGUCAUGAAGCCCUCAUCCUUCGCCAUCAUCUGCCUCAGCUUUUCGGAGUAUGUGUGUGCAGCCUUCUACCCGGGCUGUCAGCCUCCCAAGGUGACCAUUAAAUGCCUUGCCGCCGCUGCCAUCUUGCUUAUCACCACCGUGAAUGCUCUGAGUGUGCGGCUGGGGAGCUACGUGCAGAACGUCUUUACUGUGGCCAAGAUGGUGAUCGUGGUCAUCAUCAUCAUCAGUGGCCUGGUCCUCCUGGCCCAAGGGAACACAAAAAAUUUUGAAAAUGCCUUUGCGGGUACACCGCCAUCUGUGGGAGGCAUCAGCCUGGCACUUUACAACGGACUCUGGGCAUACGACGGAUGGAAUCAACUCAAUUACAUCACAGAAGAACUUAGAAAUCCUUACAGAAACCUGCCCCUGGCUAUUAUCAUCGGGAUCCCUCUGGUGACACUGUGCUACAUCCUCAUGAACGUCUCCUACUUCACCGUGAUGACCCCGACAGAACUUCUGCAGUCCCCGGCGGUGGCCGUGACCUUUGGUGACCGCGUCCUCUAUCCAGCCUCUUGGGUUGUUCCGCUUUUUGUGGCAUUUUCCACCAUUGGAGCUGCUAACGGGACCUGUUUUACUGCAGGCAGAAUCAUUUACGUCGCAGGCCGGGAAGGGCACAUGCUCAAGGUGCUCUCUUACGUCAGUGUCAGGCGCCUCACACCCGCCCCCGCCAUCAUCUUCUAUGGCCUAAUAGCAACGAUUUAUAUCAUCCCUGGUGACAUAAACACCUUGGUCAAUUAUUUCAGUUUUGCUACAUGGUUAUUUUAUGGGAUGACAAUUAUAGGACUUGUUGUGAUGAGGUUUACGAAGAAAAACCAGGAAAGGCCUAUCAAGGUGCCUAUUUUCAUCCCCAUCUUGGUGAUUCUACUCUCUGUGUUCCUGGUUCUGGCCCCGAUCAUCAGUAAGCCUACCUGGGAGUACCUCUACUGUGUGUUGUUUAUACUAAGUGGCCUUAUAUUUUACUUCCUUUUUGUCUACUCCAAGUUUGGAUGGGCUCAGAAAAUCUCAACUGCAGAAACAUCAUCUAAGAGCCUCCCCAGGACAUGCCAGAGUGGGCAAAUUGACACUGGGUAAUUGGAGAAAGGUCCUGAGCCUUCCUACGCUGAGGACACUGGUGUCACUCUUCAUUCUGCAGCCCUGACCGACCCUCAUCUAUCUUAGGACAAACACAACUUUAGCUAUUUGUGUAUUUUUGCGUCUAAAAAGAAGCAUUAUGCUGAAGUCUGUGAGAGAGACUGAAACUACACCUAUUUUUAAAGCUGAUAACUGUACUAUACUCACAAUAUUUUAUCUCCCAAGUAGCUUGGUUUUGGGAAACCUUCAGAGCUCCUGAGCAGCCUCACCUGGGAGGCAAUCAAUGGCCCAUUUUUUUCCUCUGCUCUGAGUGCCUUGAAUUGGGGCAGUACACAAUAUCAUCCUGGAUCCAGCACUGUGCCCGGCACACUCCAGCUAAUUGAUAUUUAUUUACCUCUUCCUUGCUCCUGUCAGCCUAUCUGGCCAGGAAAGAACUCUGCAGGCCUCCUAUGAGGUUAUUUAUGUACUUGCAACUUCGAAAAUGAAAAUAACUAUCCAUCCAUCCAUAAUUCACAUAGAACUUAGAGAAGUAUGAAAGAGCAAAACCCAACUAGAAGACAGGAAAAUAGAUGUGGGACUCAAGCACAGCCAAAGUGGGUGAGCUUGUCUGUCCUCAGAGCCUUUCCCCACCUGCUUCCCCAGCUGGGGAGUCAGGGACCAUCACUUACCUGACAGCAAUGCCAGAGGUGAGAGAGAGGAUUCAUUUUCUAUAAUUAGCAAAGUGAAAACAAAGCAUAACAUGAGUGUCAUUUCCAUCCAGGACUUUCUGCUUUUCUACUUAGUUCCUUCUACCCCCAGCCUCUUUGCUCUGCUCUUAACCUCAGCUGAUAGGCUGCAGGCACACACCUAUAGAAAAAAAAAGAAAAUUAGUGAAAUCCACCCCCACUCUCCACUUCAGAAAUGUGCUUGGAUUUGAUCAGACUGACAGAGAGCCUAAGCAGGAUGACUUGCAACCUAAAUGGUACAAAAUAUGAUUUGCUUCUUGCCACUCGCAUAUCUAACCAAGCUGUUCCCUCCAAAAACUGAUAAGCAGUUGUGUCAAGUUAGUGAACAUAAAAAACUAUUUCAAACAAAAGCAGUCUCAGUGACUUCAGACUACUCGCCACUUGGUCAGUGGCAGUAAAUACAUCCACAUAUGAGUCACGCAUACUUUUCCUAUUGGGUAAAUUGUUGAGGAGAUAAUAAAAUAUUGAGAAGGUUCCCAGUUCCUGAAUAGGAAAUAAGUGAAUCCCAAAGAACACAGCUAGUAGGAUAGUUCUGACUCACUUUAAAUACCAGAUGUCCCAAGUGCAAGGUGUAAGAGGAACAUACUACUACGGGGUAAGAAUAUCACCAACAAGCACAGUGAAGCCUUUCAGCUACAUUUUUCUAACUGUCAUGAUUUGCUGACUUGUGUUCCAGAGCCAGUUACUAUGUACCUACAGAUGCUGAUGGAAGUCGUCCCACCAGAGAAAGACCUGGAGUAACAAGUGCAUUUCUGUAGCUCAAAGCUAUGAUGAAUUUAUUUUUGUAAGCAGUAUUUGUGGUUAUUUUUCCUAUGAAAAGUGUUCAGAUGUUUAUAUAAUAUUUUUAGAUAACCUUAAUACUAUGGGUGGUGUUCUAGACAGGAGGAGUGAUAGGUGUGUGUUAGUUAUUAAGAGAAGAGUCACCUAACAGAAGGCUGGUGGCAGGUUGCAUAAAACUCACCAUUCUGGAGAGAACUAUUUAAUAAGGAUACAACACACUGAAACACAGAGCAGGACUGGGGGUUUUGCUCAGUGGCAGAGCAUUUCCUUAGCAUGUGCAAGGCACUGCAUUCCAUCACUAGCACUGGAAGUAAAUAAGUUAAAUUAAAUUUAAAAUAAAAAGAUAAGAGUGAUCUAUAAAGGCUACUCCUAUAAAUCAGGUAAUAUUUUUGCCUUGAUAUUAGUGGCAAGUAUUUAAAAAUUUUUUUUU